AUGAAGACCCAUCUCUACCUUCUUUUGCUGGCUGCAGGCGUCUCUGCUGCUCCCCAGAUGAGCAGCAUGGCUGAAUUACUGACACUGUUACAGCAAAUGUGCGAGUCCGUGACAAAGGACAUUCGGAUGAUUCUUGAAAGGCUUAAUGGAUACAUUAUUUUUCAGAAUCUGAGGAUUGAAACUCCAGACAAUAUAGAUGAUGUGAAUUGUGUCAGCACAAUCUUUGAAGGAACAGAACAGCUGAAAACUAAUCCAGCUAUGAAAAAAUUCAGCGUUUUUUUCCAAAAAUUUGAAAGACUGAAGCAAUCACUCUCACCAAGUCCGGCAAAAGAGGGGAAAUGUGAUACAGAAAGAAAGAAUGCAACAAUAUUCAUGGAAAAGCUGAUGACAUUCAUCCGAAAAGCAUCCAAAAACGCAAGAGCAUAG
Gavia stellata (red-throated loon) is the source of this 426-nucleotide messenger RNA. RefSeq lists its product as uncharacterized. NCBI's taxonomy places the organism in Eukaryota, Metazoa, Chordata, Aves, Gaviiformes, Gaviidae. Bases 1 to 426 code for a protein of 141 amino acids. The record is from RefSeq and is a predicted model, not a curated record. The transcript has 4 exons.